CUCCAGAGUGACUCCUCCACGCUCCUGCGUAAAUCUCAAGAGGAUAAUCAGCGAAACACUUUGCGAGGGAGUGAUACACUGGAUGCUUCUUUUUUUCACUUCUGCAGGAUUAUACGGUUUUUUUUAGCACUAUUCUGAGUAAGAAGAGUCUGGAAAAUGGAUAUAUACGUUUUGAUUUCUGUGUUGUCGGUGAUGUACUCCUGGAUUGUGUGCACAGUGAUGUCAGCGCCUGCCGGAGAUCUGAUGCCCACUGCGCAUCCCAACGCCACCCAGGUGCACCAUGUGCGGAACAAACGCUGCUCCUGCGCCACUUUCCUGGACAGGGAGUGCUUCUACUUCUGCCACCUGGACAUCAUAUGGGUCAACACACCUGAGCGCGUGGUCUCUUACGGAUUGGGCAACGUUCCCAGGAGAAGGCGCGCGGUCGCGGACUCCAUGGCAACCGGCGGCGGAGCGCGCUGCAAGUGUGUGCGUGAAAACGACCCAACAUGCAGAAACUUCUGCAGGCUGGAUAAACACCCCAGGUAUGGGACAUCGCCAGAAACUGUGAUCCACUCCGCCGAGGGCGAUGGUUGCUCUGAGACUCAGUGCAAACACAAGCUGGCAGCCGACACAGGCAGGAUUAAGAGGAUGAGGAACAGCAACAAGAAACGGGUGUCGCCUCUAGCCGUCAGGGCCGCCUUGAGAACCCGCCUGCUGCUGGAGAAGUGGAGGGUGAGACAGCGCCACAGGAGCACGGCCUCCUAAAGAAGACAGCAACAGCAACAAAAACUCCACACCUUGUCAAAUAGAGAGGGAGAAAGAGUUUUAUAACUGUGGAUCUUUUCUCUAAAGGCCAUCGGUGGAAGGCCAUUAGAGCGCCCCAAUGCGCCUGACAGGCGUACUCCAUGUUGGCUUGGGGGAGGCGUCUGCAGAGAGCUGUUAGUCGCACUCAGAAGAACGAGGUCAGAGACCGUACAAGGAGUCUGGGUGAAAGGAGAUAAGCUGAACAGAGGACUUGGCCCCUCGUCUGCAAAAAUCAAGGACGGCGAUCGAUCCUUAAGGUGUCAGGGCCAGACUCUGUUACUCCAUCGGACUCCACCAAAGAGCAUUUCAAAGACUUUAAAGGAAGGAUUCAAUAUAAUGUUACAGAUUAUACAAAACCACUGCCAUGUAUGGGUGAAGGCAGUCCCCACUUGUUAUAUUUUAUAAAGCCAUAACUUUGGCGAGCUCACAUAGAAGGGAUCGUGUGACAGUUUUCCACUGGCUGAAAUGAUUUACUGGAUUGUUACAGAGCAGGUCGUCUUCCUGUUCAUCAGGUCAUUGUAGCGUCGCACUGCAGUCGCUGCUGGGAGUUUUCUCCACUCGGAUGUUAUCACUCAUAAAUGAUAAUUUAAUAUUUCACUUAACAUGUGUCAUCUAUAUUGUCGCUACUAUCUGAUCUAUUUAUUUAUUCUUUUUUUUUUUGUAAUUUGAUGUCCAUAUUGGUCUGUCACGUUUUGCUUGGUCAUUUCUGUGAAAUGUUUUGUCACCGAGGUGCCAACAUUUGGCCCAAUUAUAAUAAAUGUAUUACACUUAUUUAAAAAAAAAAAAGACUGUUUCAUCUC
This is a messenger RNA of Labrus bergylta (ballan wrasse), 1586 nucleotides long. It is a transcript of the gene edn1, whose product is annotated as endothelin 1. Gene Ontology annotation, biological process: regulation of vasoconstriction; intracellular calcium ion homeostasis; regulation of systemic arterial blood pressure by endothelin. Gene Ontology annotation, cellular component: extracellular region. Gene Ontology annotation, molecular function: endothelin B receptor binding; hormone activity; endothelin A receptor binding. NCBI's taxonomy places the organism in Eukaryota, Metazoa, Chordata, Actinopteri, Labriformes, Labridae. The record is from RefSeq and is a predicted model, not a curated record.